ACCAAGGAGCACGGCGCCGCGCCCGGGCAAGAAUGUGCAGAGGACCGGACCUUCCCCGCGCACGCGCGAGCUGCUUCCCAUGAGAUAAGUGUUUGAAAACAGCACAUGUUUAAGUAUGCAGUCUGCUAAUAUGCUUCUGAAGAAAAUUGUAAAAAGUUCUGUCCUUCCAUUUGCCGCACAACAUGGGGUGAAAAAGGAUUUGUUUCCGCUCAGUAGAGCUCUGAGUUUAUCACUUUGCUUGAAGCAAGACAAGCCAUGCAAUCCCUCAGAAAAACUAGAUUUAGAUGCAUGGAAGAAGGUAAUGAGGUCUGGGUUGCAAGAAGAAGCCAGUGAGACAGUCCCUGACCAUAAGGAGCUUUCCACUUUGGCUGCUGCACGUGAGAUUUUGUCGAUGUGGAGACUAGCUGGCAGAGCGGUUCCAGAAAACAUCAGUGAUGAACAGCUAAAAACCUUCAUGGAAUGUCCUUCCAAGUCAGCCAAAAAGAAGUAUUUAAAAUUUUUGCACAUCAAAGAAAUUCAGAAGAAAAAUGACAAAAGAAAGCUGGAUGAGAAAAGGGAAAGGAGGCUGGAAGCACAAGAGCAAGCUUCAGAAACUGAGGAGACCAAAAGGAAUUCAUUGAUAUGUUUGUGGUCCAGGUCUAUGGAUAGAGCAUACAACUGGAGGGUUGCUCAGUCUAUGAUCUUUGGCCAACCUCUAGUAUUUGACAUGUCUUAUGAAAAAGAGAUGUCCACCCGGGAAGUCACAAAUACGGUGAGACAGGUGGUGUUGAGUGAAAGCUGCAAUCGAAGAUCUGUGGAUCCGUUCCACCUCCAUUUCUGUAACUUGAAAGACGAUAGCCUCUAUCAUAAGGAAUUUCUCAAGCAUUACAGGGAGGCGUGGGGCAAAUUGCUUGUCACUGUGACAGACCAGUGCUACACAGAGAUCUUUCCAAAGGAUAAGCUUAUCUAUCUAACUGCUGAUUCUCCCAAAGUGAUGAAAACGUACGAUCACAACAAAAUCUAUAUUAUCGGGUCGAUGGUUGACAGGAGCAUAAAAACAGGAGUUUCUUUAGCACGGGCAAAGCGAUUGGGGCUGGAGACUGCGGCCCUUCCGUUGGAGAAGUACUUGCUUUGGAAUACUGGUGCCAAAAACCUCACGCUGGAUCAAAUGAUGCAUAUUUUAUUAACCUUGAAAGACACUGGAGACUGGAAGAAGGCUCUGGAAUAUGUUCCAAAAAGGAAAUAUUGUGGUUUUGUAAACAAGCCUGUAAAUGAACUGAAAAAAACCUUAAGCCUGAUGAACACACUUAAACUUGGAAAGAGACGGGAUGAAGUACCAAAGCAAUUGGCUAAGAACUACUAUAAGAAGCAAAUGCAGAAGUAGAGUGAUAGGGAAGAGAAUGACAUUUUACAGGCAAACUGUGCCCCACAAUGACUCAGUUUCUUGAGAUUCCUGGAACUGUUGGCUAAGUUUGCAAGGACCAUUGUUAGGGAUUUUUCUUUUUUUUUUUUUUUUUAUUAUCAUCCCAGCUGUCGAAAUUUAUUCACACAUUAUUGAAAUUAUGUAAGAGAAAUGAGAAAAUCUGUUCUAAAAAAAUUACUCUGUGCAAAGAACAUCAGUCUGUUCAUUUGAAACAUGCUGGGACAAGAGUGAUUUGUACCCACGUGUGAAGGUCGGUUUUUCAGAGAACUCCUCAAUGCUUUGGGUGGAGGCCAUCCAUGGUCUUCAUCUGAACGGUUAGCUUAAGAUGAAGUAGAGGAGACCUUUCCCCACCACUUCCCAAAUCAUCUUUAGGUGCAUGGAUGAACUGAGUUUUGAUAGCUGAACUAUCAAAAUUUGGCUAAACCUAGCAUGAGUUUAAAGAUUUGCACAUUUUAUUUCUGGGUAUCCUGUCUGGCAUGAACUGAGUCCUUGUUUGUAAAGAAUAGGCCACGUUUCUUGACUCAGGUAAAAGACACAAAAGUAUGUUUUGGUUUUUUUUGAGUGCCUUUUUUUUCAACCCAUGUAAUGUAGAUUUCACCAAAUGCUGGAACUUUAGCGAUGACAAACAGUCUUAUUAGUAAAUACAUACAAGAGCAGAAAGCCUUUAACUGAU
This is a messenger RNA of Colius striatus (speckled mousebird), 2075 nucleotides long. It is a transcript of the gene TRMT10C, whose product is annotated as tRNA methyltransferase 10C, mitochondrial RNase P subunit. The transcript has 2 exons. The coding region runs from base 116 to 1363 and encodes 415 amino acids. The record is from RefSeq and is a predicted model, not a curated record. Gene Ontology annotation, cellular component: mitochondrion; nucleoplasm; nucleus. Gene Ontology annotation, biological process: positive regulation of mitochondrial translation; mitochondrial tRNA 5'-end processing. NCBI's taxonomy places the organism in Eukaryota, Metazoa, Chordata, Aves, Coliiformes, Coliidae. Gene Ontology annotation, molecular function: tRNA binding.